ACCAUGAGACACAGGACAGAGACACGCUACGAGGAAGUCGAAGAUGGCCGAUAAUUAAAUCGUCGGGCUCGCUGCUGGUUGAGUUACAGCAAUAUGUUAAAUGUUUUCUUGGAGGUUCAGAGUGUGCCGAUAUAAAUUAUUCCGAUAGCGGAUUUCAGCGGUGGUUGAUUUUGAAACCAAUACGAUGCCAAUCCCAAUCGUUCUCAUUGUAUGACCUCAAAACCAUCCAUUCGAAGUUUGUUUGUUUGUUUAUUUGUUUGUUUACCUGCGGUGGUUGAUUUUGAAACCAAUAUGAUGCCAAUCCCACGAAUUCUCAUCGUAUGACCUCAAAACCAUCCAUUCGAAGUUUGUUUAUUUGUUUUUUGUUAUCGGUUUAAAAGUCUAACCUACAAGAUUUCAAAAGAGAGUUUGUAUUUUCUGUCAAGAACUUGAUAGCAGCUCGUGAUGGCUAGAGUGGUUCUCACUACUUGGACUAAUAUAAUGUAUAAAGCCUGUCCUAGUAAUCAUUUCCAGUGUGAAGACCUGUACAAAUGUGUCUACCAAGGUUCCAAGUGUGACGGCUUCAGGGAUUGCUGGGAUGGUAGUGACGAGGUGAACUGUGUAUGUGACCCAGAUGACCAGUUUGAAUGUACCAGUGGUCGAUGUAUCCCCAUCACCUGGCGAUGUGAUGGCGACAACGACUGCGGCGAUUUGUCGGAUGAAUUGACAUGUCCGACUCUACAUCCCGACGUAUGUGCGAACGUCCUCUCUGUGUUAGCUUGUGCCCUGAUGAACGAGACUGCACGCCCCAUGUGCAGCAAUUACCGUGACGCCCACAAGUAUUGUAGACAGUUCUGUAGCUUUUGCAACGAUCUUGCGUUAAUUCUUGUGUAGUCGGUGCAAGAUAAAUUUAGCACAAUGUAUUAAAAACAAAACUGCAAAUAAAUGUAUAAACAUAUUUUGUAGCCUACAUUGUAGACUUAUUUCAAAAUAAAAACAAUCAAACGAAUUACAUUAACGAGACUUUCCAUUUAUCGAUCGGAA
Messenger RNA from Biomphalaria glabrata, 1023 nucleotides. RefSeq names its product very low-density lipoprotein receptor-like. Lineage: Eukaryota; Metazoa; Mollusca; Gastropoda; Planorbidae. The transcript is spliced from 4 exons. The coding region runs from base 445 to 873 and encodes 142 amino acids. The record is from RefSeq and is a predicted model, not a curated record. Gene Ontology annotation, molecular function: protein binding.